Cetraspora pellucida is the source of this 333-nucleotide messenger RNA. NCBI's taxonomy places the organism in Eukaryota, Fungi, Glomeromycota, Glomeromycetes, Diversisporales, Gigasporaceae. The record is from the annotation of a GenBank genome assembly.
AUGAUGCUAUAUAAAUUAAUCGUUCUUGGAGCUGGAGGCGUUGGAAAAACUUAUGAUCCAACGAAAGAAGAUUCAUAUCGAAAACAAGUUGUUAUUGAUGGUGAAUCAUGUGUUUUAGAAAUACUGGAUCAAGAUCGAUUUUAUGAUAGCAUUACACGUGUAAAGGACACUGAGCCCAUUCCAAUGAUUCUUGUUGGUAAUAAAUGUGACCAAAGGACUAUGCGUGAGGUUUCAAGGGAAGAAGGCAUGAAUAUGGCAAGAAGGCUUAAAUGCGACUUUAUAGAAAGUUCUGCAAAAACUGCUGUUAAUGUGGAAAGAACGUUUUACUCUGUG